AUGUCGUUUCCUUUCGCGUCCGUUACCUCAUAUUCUCCGCGACUUCGCCAAUAUGCAAACGCCCUCUUGACACCGAUUCUUCCUGCAACGCCAGCUUCUGCUGUCCGGACAACAAAGCGCGGGACAGCCGCCAUUAACUACGCCGAGAAUGAUUUCGAUGAUGAAGAGCUCGAUGACAAUAGCGAUAGUACGCGCCGGCCAACGGGGUUAAGAAGCCUUAAGAGGGAGGAGCUCCAGCCGGACCGCGGACCUACGGGCGAGAAACUCGGAACCGAAAUCUUCGCUCCCGCGAAUGUGCAGCCGAAUUUCAGAGAAUGGGUGAUUAGAAGGCGACCGAAAUCAAUGAGGGAGAUUCAAAUAACGGGGCAUGGUUUAUUGCCUCUGAAUUUGGUGCCCAUCCGUAUUGAUCUUGAAGUACCGGCCCAUCAACCACUUGAGCCAUUCCCCUUGCCGCGAAACUAUCUAGAAAUCGGCAUAAACCCCGGUGCUCCUGCCUACCGAAAACCCGAGGCGGCCCCACCGUAUCGGGUCAAAGACUUUAUUCUCUGGAAUCUCCAUGAGCCAUUCCUUACUCCCGAAGAGUUUGCAAUAAUAUUUGUGCGCGAAUUGGACCUGCCAAAUUUGCCCGUGAUGGUCACGGCCGUGUGCAAUCAAAUACGCCAACAAUUGGAAGAGUAUGCGGGCGUCGCAAUGCAUCCGAUCUUCCAAAAGGCACCAGCUACCGAAAAAUCGAACAAUACCCCAACCCAGGCACAACAAGUCGCAGACACUCCUACGUCAGAACAGAGAUCUUCUGCGAUACCAGCUCAUCGGCCCGACUCGAAUCAGAAGAAAUGGAUAUCACAACAGAUUUCUCCCGACGACGGUAUAUUCAGCACAGAUGACGCGUAUCGCUGCAUUGUAAUUUUGGAUAUUACCCUGCAAAACAAGCUGUACACCGACAGGUUCGAAUGGUCUCUGCUUCAUGAUCAAGGUUUAGCAGACCAGUUCGCUCGUAAGACUUGCGCGGACCUUGGUCUCGGGCCUGAGUGGGUAAAUGUAAUCUCACACGGCAUUUGCGAGGUUGUUCUUCGGCUAAAGAAGGAUGCGUGUGAAAGCGGUGGUUUGGUAGGUAUCGGAGGAGAUGGGGCUGAAAUUGACAACCAAGCUGCUCAUGCACGGGAAGCUGGUUGGAGAUACGACCCAGAUGGGCUAGGAGAUGAAUGGGAGCCGAGAAUACAAAUUCUGUCCAAAGAGGACAUUGAAAAGCGCGAAGGAGAUCGAGAACGUCAGAUCCGAAGGCUUCGACGGGAAACAGCACGGUUUUCCUCUACAGCUGGCAUGUCCUUGGAAUUGACACGUCAGAGUUCUGGGGGCUAUUUUGAUCUUCCGGAUCCAGAUACCCCACUGGGUCGAGGGGAGCGAAAUAAAAGAAGGCGUCGUGCCCGAAGUAAUAGUCCCACAACCGGGACGGCUGGGGGCCGUGGGACACCAGACCUUGGAUCCAUAGCGGGAUAUGGGGGCGGAGGAGGCACGUUAACAGAUGGAGAAAGGCAAAGCUGGCGAUGCAUGCAUUGCGCUUGGCCAGGACACGCCACCUGGGCUGCCAGAGAUGGGCCUGAGGGACCAAAGGUCCUCUGCCAAAAUUGUGGCGUGGAAUAUGAACGAGAUGGCCGAUUGCCAACAUGGUCGAAAAGUCUAUUCGCUCCUCGACGAAUCCUUCCAUGA
Uncinocarpus reesii 1704 is the source of this 1707-nucleotide messenger RNA. RefSeq lists its product as uncharacterized. The transcript has 4 exons. Gene Ontology annotation, cellular component: nucleus; RSC-type complex; nuclear chromosome. The record is from RefSeq and is a predicted model, not a curated record. Gene Ontology annotation, molecular function: transcription coregulator activity. The coding region runs from base 1 to 1707 and encodes 568 amino acids. NCBI's taxonomy places the organism in Eukaryota, Fungi, Ascomycota, Eurotiomycetes, Onygenales, Onygenaceae. Gene Ontology annotation, biological process: chromatin remodeling; regulation of transcription by RNA polymerase II.